Molecule: messenger RNA, 6558 nt
Organism: Physella acuta
Lineage: Eukaryota; Metazoa; Mollusca; Gastropoda; Physidae
Molecular function (GO): guanyl-nucleotide exchange factor activity
Source: RefSeq, a predicted model, not a curated record
GGGAGGUCGACACAUGUGUUUGUGGUGAUCACAACAAGGGCUGUCUAUUUCAUUCAUAGCGUGCAGCGUGUGUAUCGGAUUGUACUUCAGACGUACGCAUGUCGCCUUAUGCAGGUGCUUAGUUAAGGAGAAUCAUCAGUCUAAACAUCGGAGUUUCGUGUGAAGGAAUGUGUGCUUUGAUGAACGAGUGCACUGACCGCAUGUGAGCGAGGAUGCCACUCUGGACAAGAUGUGGGACCUCUGUCAUGACCAGCAGUGGAGGCAGCGACGAGGGCGGCAGCACAGAAGACCAGCCGAUGGAAGAAGACGAAGGUCAUGAAGGUCAAGGAGAGCAGACGGCGACGCAGGGGUCGGUUGGGGGGUUUGAACUUCUUGUACGCAACGUGGCCAGUCUUCUGUCCGACACUGUGCUUGGCUACUUCCGGUCACCACAAAAGAAAACCGCCCCGCCGCUACCACCACCAGCACCCCCUCCCUCCAUGGCUACUUCCUGUAUAGAUGUCAUUGUCACGGAUUUGUCCUCGCAGCCUGAGUUGUCGUUACUGAAUGAAGCAGACGAGACUAUCAUAGUUUUAACGCCAUCGGAAACUGACACGGACCGGAAGUCAACAUCUGAGGACAACACAGUGGAGGACAUUGACGAGGUGUUGUCUUCAACGUUAGGGGCCCUGUACGGGCGAGCAACACCAGCAGUGGUGAGACAAGCGUGGGAGGUCCUCAACAACAACUACGGCGAUGAUGUGGACAGGUUUAAAACUGAGUUCCUCAACCCUGUUCUGGAGUUACUACACACCAUACUGGAGAUACAAGACACGAGCGACUGCCCUAAUAGCACCUGGCCCCUGAGUGUGGGCAGUUCCGUGGCCGUCCACCUGACCAAGAGAAACUGCCGCUACCUGCGGGAUAUCGGCGACUUCUGCAUCAGUGUCGACGUGCUAGCAGACAAGGGCCAGGCCGCCAUUUUUGUGUGCGACCUGACGUUUGAUGGCGUGGUGGAGAGGACCGUAGAUGAGCCAGAGUUCGGCUCACUGCUCACCAUGGACUGGGCACGUCGGGUGCGCGAGGCACGAGACAGCGAGCUUGCCUUUGUACUGCGCCAGUGCAUGGUGGCCUCGGAGUACUCUGUCCGCCACUUACGCUGGGAUGAAAUCCCCCAGCUGGACCCCAGGAAUCUGAAGGGACUGGCCCUGGUCGAGGGGCCGCGGGUCAGACGCUGCUCUGGUGAUGAUGUUCUGUCUCCUUCAGAUUCAGACAACACCAACAACUCAGGCCUUGUACAUAGCGUCGGUGCCUCCAAAGACUUGAACCCUUACCAUAUAUCCUGCCCUGAUACUCUACCGCUAAUAGACAACAUCGUUGAUCCAAUACAGGAGGAUUCAGAUAGGAUUAGCCAUCCCACUGUUGAACCAUCACCCCUCCACCAGCAAGCUCCACUGCCUCAUUCGCCCAACACUGACGACCACAGACACUGUCAAGCAUCGUCCCAUCCUAACUCUGCACCUGAUCUCGUCAGUACACCACACUGUCAAGCAUCAUCCCAUCCAACCCCUGCACAAGAUCUCAUCAGUACACCACAAUGUCAGUCAUCAACUCACCCAACCCCUGCACAAGAUCUCAUCAGUACACCACCAUGUCAGUCAUCAACUCACCCAACCCCUGCACAAGAUCUCCCCACCAGUACACCACCACACCCGUGUCAACCCCCUCACUCACCGUGUCCACCCCCUCACUCACCGUCAGCACACCGCUCACACACGGGACUCAGCCACUACGGCACGUGGCACGGCUCUUGUAAAUCUUCUAGGACUUGUCUAUCUACCUCAGACAGUAUCUCACCGCCACAACCUCAUGGAUUACCUCACCAUCAACCGCCCAGUUCUCAGGACUCGAGUGAUGAGAGCAAAGAUCCCUCAGCAGUAGAGGAACACAGCAGCAGUCAACUAGCCAGGAGGCAACUGGCUGUACCACUGUCCAUCUCUCAGGUGGAUAAUGAUCUACUUUGUUCUGGAGUUGCCAUUUUACCAGGGUGUAGAGACGAAGAAGGGCGAGAUUUAGUGUACAUAUUUACGUGCAGCAGCCUGUGGUAUGACAGACGUGUAAACAGCACAGAAUUAGCUAGACUUCUCAUGUAUUAUUGCACUGUGCCUAGAAAAAGACCUCCUGGUCAGGGUCUAGCCAUAGUUGCUGACAUCCGAGGUGCCACAACUUCUACAGUCAACAUUCUUUUAGAAUCUUUAUAUCUCUUAAAGGACAAUCUCCCUGACUCUGUAGCCAUUGUACAUUUGUUUGCUGACAAAACAACACAGUCCUAUGUCAUCAAGUCUCCUGUAUAUGAUGUCAAAGCUAACUUAAAUUUAAAAGUGGACCUAACAUUUGACCACCUCCAACAGUAUGUCAGUCUUGAUCAGAUUCCAACAGUGCUAGAAGGCACAUAUCCCUACCAUCAUGAAUCCUGGGUGCGUUUCAGGAAGAAACUUGAACCAUUCAUGCUAAACUGUCGACUGGUUGCGUGUCGGCUGGUUGAUGCCAUGCAGCUGAUGUCAUCCAGUGAGAAGAUGCCCCAGAGUGUCAGCGAGUCAGCGGAGAUGAUACAGGCUCAUGAGCUGGCCGUCAAGAUGGCCUUUGAGGAUGAGACCCUGCUGGCACUACAGAGUGAUGGUCCAGCCAUCAUCAGCGCACUCAGGCGAGAGGAGGAGUCCUUCUCACACUCUGAGGAUUAUAGUUUUGCUAUGGAGCAAGUUUCUGACCUUCAUGAACACCUUCAAGAUUCCAUAUCAAGACUUGCCAGAUUGGCUGACUCUCGCAUGAACAAACUUCACAACUGUCUGCAGCUCAGAGAAUAUGAGGACGAGUGCCACAAGGUGAUUGACUGGCUGUCACAAGAUGGCGACUCCAUCCUCCAGCGGCACGCCGUCACAGCAGAUAACCUCAGGGCAGUCCGCCAUCAACAGAAGGAGUUUGAGAAGUUCUACUACUCGUCUAUGUCUUACAUAGAGAAAGGCAAUGAUCUGCUAGAGGAGGCGAGCAUGCUGUCUCAGUGCGGCAACUUCUCUGAAGCCACGGGCUACAAGGAUUUGGCCAAGACCUUAAAGAGGCAGCUACAGACCUUCACUGGGCAGCUGGAGGAGGCGAGGGAGAGGAUAGAAGGCACCGCCAAGUGCUACCAUCUGCUAGACAAGAGCUACGAAUGGGCCCUAGAAGCGAUGAAGUACGUGUCCAGCAUGAAGAUGGAACACAGCACCAGCUCAGACGGCCUGGACAAGCUGUUGAAGAGCUUCACCAUCUAUCUGUCCCAGCACCCACCCAUCAGCGAGGACAGCUUCACCAGCAUGCUGGAGGCUGCUCAAAGGUUGAGGAAUGACAAGUUACUGGAGCAAUGUCGGGUGGCCAAAGCUCGCUGCCAGGAAACCCACCAACUCCUGCUGUUGAGACAGACCACCCUGAGACGGGCCAGGAACCAGAUGGAGGUGGAGCAGGCCCUGAAGGAAGAUGGCGCCCAUCAUGGGGUCAACUCUCAGGCUGGCUUUGAUAGCCGCCCAGCUGAGCACAUCACUCAAGAUCUCACUAGUGACUAUAGACAUGUUGCAGACAAUGCUUCUGUGUGCUCCACGCCAUCCACAGCCAACAACAGCUCAUCUUACUUCAGCCACAGGGCCGCUGGGGAUGGGAUGGAGCAGAGUCCAGUCUGGGAACCACAAGAUUCCAGCACGCCCACAUUCGCCAACUGGCACGGCGCUGGCGAUGGCUCCAAGUUCUCCAGAAAAAUGAACUACAGGCCAGAAAACAUUCCAGUAGAGACAUUUGACGGCAGCACCUCAGCUCAGUUCCUGUACCCAGCAGCGCCAUCCAGCACCUACAGCAGCGACGGCAGCUCCAGCAGCAGCCCGACCAAAGCCCCAUCUACAUCACCAGCAUUUGUUACACUACCCGUCUCCCCAACAUUGACCACACCUGAGGUACCCUCCAGGUUCAGACUAUACAACUCCCCCCCUGCCAGGCUAGCCCCUGGCCAGACCGCCCCCAACACCAUCAAGCUGAGUGUGGGCCGCACCAUCUCCCAGCCCGCCCAGUGUGUUCAGAGUCUCCCAGCUGGGGCCGCGCCCUCAUCUAGACCUCUCAAGAAGAUGCUCAAACGGGCAAGCACGGCGCCAGUGCCCAUGUUGACCUCACCUAUAAUGGAGGAAGAGGUCAGUUCUUCAGGUCAGCAGCCAGCUCAGGACACAGAGGCUGGUGGAGCAAGAGAGAGAAGAACAGGGAAGUCUGUCAGCAUGAUCAGUGGCAGCUCAGAAUCUCUGCCAAGUAUGCCAGAAGAAGUGGAUGACCUGGACAUGAGCCCUAGCCGCAACAACCCAGAGAUGACCAGCACCAAAGACUGGGCCCCAGUGCCAGUCAACACCCACCUCCACAGGCCCACCAGGGGGACCCCAACUGGCCCCAUGGCUGACCUGCGCCUGUCUGAAGCAGAGAUCAAGAGUCGUAGAACCGUGUCCCUUAUCAUGUCUGAGAUGAUCCAGACAGAGAGGGAUUACGUCAGGGCCCUGCAGUUCAUCACGGACCACUAUGUGACAGAGCUACAGAGGGAGGACGUGCCUCAGAUGCUGCGGGGCAAGAGGACAGUCAUCUUUGGUAACCUGGAGAAGAUUCAGCAGUUCCACAGCCAGUACUUCCUCAAACAGCUGGAGAGUUGCCAGAACCAGCCCUUCUUGGUGGGACAAUAUUUCCUGCAGCAUGAGACCAUGUUCUAUCUGUAUGCCCUGUACAACAAAAACAAACCCAAGUCUGAUACACUCAUGAUGGAGUAUGGAAAAGAUUUCUUUCGGCAAAAACAGCUAGAGCUGGGUGACAAGAUGGACCUGUCCAGCUACCUGCUCAAGCCUGUACAGAGGAUGGGCAAGUACGCCCUGCUGCUCAAACAGCUGGUCAAGGAAUGUGCUGAGACUGAACCAGAGUAUCCAGAGCUUAAGGCUGCUGAAGAAAUGGUCAAGUUCCAACUUCGACAUGGAAAUGAUCUCCUUGCUAUGGACUCACUCAGAGAUUGUGAUGUAAACCUACAAGAACAAGGGAGACUACUGAGGCAGGAAGAGUUUCUUGUGUUUCAGGGUAGAAAGAAGUCAAUGAGAAGAAUCUUCUUGUUUGAAGAUCUGAUUUUGUUCAGUAAAACAAGAAGAGGCAGGCAGGGUCAGCAUGACAUUUACAUCUACAAGACAAGCUUUAAGACUGCUGACAUUGGUAUGACAGAGAACUAUGGAGACAGUGGCUACAAGUUUGAGAUCUGGUUCAGGAGGCGGUCAGUGGGGGAAAACUAUGUCCUGCAGGCGCCAAGUACAGAGGUCAAGAAGGCCUGGGUCAAGGACAUUUCUAGGCUGCUGUGGAGACAGGCCAUUAGGAAUCGAGAAACCAGAAUCAAUGAGCUGGCUACAAUGGGCAUCGGCAACAAACCGUGUAUGGACAUCAAGCCAAGUGAAGACAACAUCCAGGACCGCUCCAUCAACAUUUCUCUCAACAACAGGGGAGCCCGCACCAGAAACUCUAUAGCCGUUUCUUCUUUUGACUAUCUUCGUAACGGCAACAAGCGUCCACAUUCCAUCAUCUCCGUCAGCUCUACUUCCUCGUCUGGCUCCAGCCAAUCAUCAUUUGGGUUACUGGGAUCUUUAAAUCUGGCUUUUGACCCCUUGGACAGUCCAAGGAUGAACAGACGAUCAUUUGCAUCAAAUGAGAGUGGGAUAGUGGCAGACAGUGAGACCUCAGGGGCCGCAGACUUUGGUACAGAGAACAGAGGACCCCAGUUCCGCAGGGCCAGCCAGGGCAACAACGCCCCACUGUCUUCCAUGAGGUCCUACUUUGAUGUCAUGAAAUCUAGGGUACUCAAACAGAAAUAUUCCGACCAGGUCUACACAGAUGUAUGAUGAAUGUCUGCCUGCUAAAGACUGCCAGAGACACACGUUAGACAGCAACAUCAUGAAACUAACCAUCAGACUUUGGUUUAGCUGCAGGAUUCACCUACACUUGAACAUGUUUUAGAAAUGUUCUAUUUUUUGACGCUAUACAUCUAAUUUUUUUUAGAUCAUCUUAUUACUUACACUGCUUUGUGAAUGAUGUUGAAACUCUGUAGUAUAGAAUAGAGUAUUUCUCUAUUGUUGUAAAUAGUCUCAUGUUUUUAUAUAAGCAUUAUAAAACAUUACCAAAGGGUCCAAUGACUUGCCAUGUUAAUGUAACAUUUCCUCCUAUGGGUCCACUCUCCUGUAUAACACAACUAGCCACAUCGUGCAGGGAGAAUCAGCCUCCACUGGUGCUGGUGUUUCUGUCACCAGCCUCCACUGCUGUUGGUGUUUCUGUCACCACCUCCACUGCUGUUGGUGUUUCUGUCACCCACACACCAUCUAGUCUCUCCACACUCUGUUGCACAUUCUCAAGAUGAUUUGGCCUACUGUGGUCUGACAGAUAAUAUACAUUAGCUAAACAAACACAAUGAUUUAGCCUACCUUUAGCCUAUACAUUAAACUCACUGAUAUAGCCAGCCUGCUAUACCAUAUGUAGCUCAGAAAUAGCCUCUACACA